Molecule: messenger RNA, 5454 nt
Organism: Schistosoma haematobium
Lineage: Eukaryota; Metazoa; Platyhelminthes; Trematoda; Strigeidida; Schistosomatidae
Product: Queuine tRNA-ribosyltransferase subunit qtrtd1
Exons: 5
Coding region: 3223-3921 (232 amino acids)
Molecular function (GO): tRNA-guanosine(34) queuine transglycosylase activity
Source: RefSeq, a predicted model, not a curated record
CACUUUUGAUUUUUACUCUACUUUUACAUGUGUUGGUAUCUCUAUGUGGUCUAGAUACUUUUACCACUUUGCGGAAUAGUGGCUUCAUUGAAUUAUAAUUUCUAGUAUACUAUUUAUUUACGACCUUUAUCAUAGGAUAUCUAUUUCAAAGUAACAUACUCUAGUAUAAGUAUUGAGAUCAUUAGUGAUGCGUACUUAGUUUUAGCCAUCUACAAUAGUCAGCUUAGAUGUCAAAAAACAAAGCUGAUGUCGGUGAAUAGUAGUGAGUGUGAAUUCGGAUUAUAAUCAUAAGAGUCGACCCAUAUGAUCAGAGCCUAAAUAAUGUAAUUGUUACAUAACAAUGAAACUUUUUGGGAAAAACCCAAAGUUUUCUCUAAAUUUUGAAAAAAAAUUGUGGUUUUAAAAAUUUUCUAUAGUGGCUUUCUUAAAAUGGGUCAAAUUUCCCCGAAAUUGGGAGAUUGGGAUGUAACAAUUACAUGUGUAGCAAUUACAUCACUUAGGCGCUUCAGUAAUCAGAAACAAUACGUAUGAAAUAAACAGUAUCACUUAGUAAAGGAAGAAGGAGUUAGAUACAAUGUCCAGACAACUUCAAGUCAGUUAACCACAAUAAGCUAUUUAUUUUAGUAGACACAACCUGAACGCUAAUUAACGAUUAGUCGCAUUAAGAUAGACGAUUAAACGAUUGAUCUCAUUAUCAUCAAUGAUAAAGCGCUUAAUAUAGACCCAAGUAGCCAUUUCGUUUAAAGUGCAUGAUAAUUAGCAUACAUUAAUGUGUCGUUGGUACUGGUAUAGUGAACGAUUGCAACACGAAUAAUCGAAUUAGUUCGACAAUCAGGUGGUACAUCUAAUAAACAGGUCUCUCAUAAUGUACAUCCGAGAAUAAGCCUAAAGAAACAUGAACAAACGAUAAGAAGUCAAGGGAAUUUCUACGCCUUGUGUUCUGGAGACAAGAUUUUUGCUUGCAAAUAAACAACACAAUAGAUUAAAACGUGACAUAAGGUAACUUAUUCCUCGUAAUCUUAGGCUGAAGGUUACUUCUAAUUGGUUGAUGGAUAAGUAUAGUUGAGCGAUUGUAGCUUGUUAUAGGUUCAUCAAGCUGAAGACCUGUACUCACCUAACUGAGAAUCUAAUUUAUGGAAAUUCCUAGGCAUUUAUUUGAGUUGCGCCUUCCCAUCGUUGUUAGACUUAAUCGCCCCGGUUGAAUAUAAUUAUCGGUUUUGAACGUGAUCGUAUACAGUCCAUCGUAGUUUUGCUCCGUCCUAUAACUUUCAGCCUGUCCGCCAGCUAAAAUUUAUCGACAACACAACCUGGUUUUCUAUAUCGUAACGCAUUUGAAAUCUUGUUUGUAUCUUUCACGAUCUCCAAAAUACUCUGAGUUUACUCUUAUACUGCACUAAUUGUUGCCGAUUGUCCUAUUAUUUCUAAGUUUAAACAUUUUGCUAAGUCUUUGGUAUAAUUUUUCUCUUAUUCUCACUCCACUUGAUCUUUCACAACCUUGGGACAUCAUACCUUCAGGUUAAAUGGAAACAUUAUUUUUAUCACUAGGAGCUAUUUGAUUUAUGUUCGCUGUUAAUUUACCACGUUUAAAACAUCACUUUCCUCAGCUUAGCUUAUUAAAUUGUUCCGAGUUCACGCUUUUCUGCUACUCUAAUAACUGUGAAUGUACAGUACGUACUUCCAAAUCACAUCAUUUUUCCACCUUUUUGUACAUACGCUUUUGUUCACUCGAUACAACUUAUCUACCGACUAGACCCAAACUUACCAACGGUUAAAUAUCACACCAUCUCUAUCCACCUAGAUCCAAUCGUUCUUAUUUGAUUUAUUGGGUGCUUACGUUAUACAUAAUGGUGAAGUUCGAUGUUCUUCAUACUUUCGGUGGAUCGAUGCGUCUGGGGAAACUUUCAGAGAGCACAAACCAUCUUCAGAUAAACUUACAAACUCCUGGAUGUCUAUUGUACACAAGAUAUGGUAGUGUUCCUUUCCUUCCUCCAGACGUUUAUGAAAAAAUAGAGCUAUUACCAGAGUUUUCUUUCGCUUCCAUGGGUUACGUAGCGGAACGCAGAUUUUCUCUAACGAAGUUCGGUGGUGGUAUUGUCAAAUUUGCGGGUUUAGGGGUAUGACGUUACAUUGUUAACGUGGCUAUUUAGAAACGUGGUGCGUUCCUAUUCCAGUCAGAUCCAACCCACUUGGCGACUGUAGCGGCUGUUAGUAAAUCGUCGGUCCCAGUUUGGACAACUGGUGGGCGGUUGCAAUUGUCGAUUGCGGAAUAUUUAACGUGCAGUAGGAUUGCGUCACCGACAGCAUUCCAAGCGCCGACUGACAACGAAACUUUCCUGUUAGAUGUGAAUCCAACAUUAAAGCGAAUUACGAAUUCCGUCGUCCGCACUUCAGGGUACUUGAAGAAAUUAACUUCAGAAUGUACAUCUCAUGAGGAGUUCGCAAAAAGGUCGGUACUUGUAUCCAUCGCCGGUGGUUAUAAUCUACAGCUUCGUCUUCAGUCAGUCGCUGAAACAGAUUUCUCACUUUGUUCAGGUAUAUACCCAUGGUCUAACCUAGGUUUUCUAUGUUUAUUUUUAACUAGAUCAUGCUUUUUGUUCAAUAUACGUUCAGUAAAUAGAGACGGAAAUCGGUACUUACAAAAGUUUCAAGAUUUGUAUAGCUUUCCGGACUUCCUUCAAUACAUUUAUAACAGUUGUACUUUCUAACUCCAUAAUAAUAUCAGGUUUCAAAUACUAUAUAUCCCAACUUUUCACUACCGAGUAUUAUCACAGUUUCGAAUUCUUUAUUUACUUCAGUAAAGCAGUAAGGUCGUAUCAUCACAUAAAUACUGUCCAUAUCCUGAUACGAAAACAUAGAAUUCUAACUUCCUUGUUCUUAACUGAUAACGAUGUUUGCAAUUCAGUGAAUUGAAACUGAUAUUACAUGAAGUGAUUGAUAUCAUUGGAAGCAGUGGCACCCAGAUAAAAUGAAGUUUCUCAUGUCUCACUUGUUUUCUGGAGUUUGAGCAAUAAAUAGUUGUAUCCCUACUACAUCCCAUAUAGAAAAUAUUAAGAAACGUUAGCAGUCAAUCAUAAAAAUGGGUAAAGAUGGGUCAGCAAUGUCAAACAGAUGUAAUAUAUGAAUAAAAAAGAUGAAAUACGCUAGCGUUUUGGAAUUUGUGGUUAUGUAUCACUGGCUAAAAUUUAUUUAUCUCGGAAAAUUUUUAUACUUUUCCUAAGUGAUAUGUAUCAAUAUAUGUGUGAGUUCCGCCAAUUUCCAUCAUAUUCAGGUGUAGUAAUCGAUGGUGUACUUCGAGAUUUGCCUGUAUCUUCAGUUGAAGUCAAAAACUAUAGCGAUGAAAACAAAGGUUUACACGAAUUCCUAACCACUACUUUGCCCAAAGUAUUUGCUCAUAUUCCACCUCAUCUCCCACGUUUUAUUACUCAAAUAUGGCAACCAUAUGAUAUUGCCCUGGCAGCUCGUUCAGGAUGUGACAUAUUUGAUGGUAGUUUGCCAUACCGACUCAGUCGCAGUGGGAUGGGUUGGAUUUACGAAGACUGGAAUGAAAAUAACCUCUCUAGCAUGGUUUCGGAUCCAAAAUUCUUAGAGUUUCCCUUUGAAGAGUCCUAUAAUUUGGAUGCAAAGGAGUGGCACUUACCGAUUCAACCUGGAUGUAAUUGUUUCACAUGUUUACACCACACACGGAUAUACAUAUCUCAUUUGCAUAUUGCUCAAGAAAUGUUGGCUCCUAUGUUACUAAUGAUCCAUAAUUCCCACCAAUAUUAUCGUUUUUUCUCUGAUCUCCGUCGAUCUAUAUCACUGAACAAAAUUGACUCAUUUAUUACUCAUGCCUUGAAUUGGCGUUUUCCUAUUCACAUUCUAACUGUUGAUAAAACAAAUGAGUUCAAAGGUGCAGUAAAUACAGAUUAUGAUGAUGUAUAAAUCUAUGUUAUUUUUACUAUUACAUACUCUCCUCACUUCAAUAACAUACCCUUAAGUUUCGUUUCAAAUUAUACAGAGCAGUAUUGAUUGAAUAUGGUGUAUUUGUUCUAUACACCUGCAUGUAGGAACUAAAUUUAGUUUAUUAGUACUAUGUUUUGUUCUAUGGCCGAGCAUUCUAGGACACUUCACCUCAUCCGACCUGUUUUCAGAUCGAAACAAAGCUUUUAAUAAAACGUGAAUAUACCUCAAGGAAAAAAGUUAUGUAUAAGAUAAAACUGGUCCUAAUUUAUAGACUGGUUUGAAUUAUUUUUUCUGGUUAGCGUUUUUUUGGUGAGUUUUCUACGGGAUGGAGUCGCUAACCCCAUGCCCAAGCCCCUCCUUUACCCUGACUUGGGACCGAGAGUAACUCUAGAAGAGCUACAGGCGGACAGUGCUAGUGGGCGGCCUAUGCUCCUCCACGAGGAGUAACAGGCGUAAGUAAUGCCCCCAAAUGCCCUGGUGUGGCCAAGAGUGGGGAGAGUCCGCUCUCCCUCUUAAAAUGCUCUUACAUGGCCACGUGUGUAUAUAGCUUCUGCCAGGGAAAUCCUACUCACUGCUUUCUCGUAGCGGGGGUUUUAUUUACAAAACUGAGAGGACGAAAAGCGAAUAUCCGAUGCUGUAACCGGGUUGGUGGAUAUGUAGGAUCCAUCUAGUGGAGUUGCAAAGUCUUUAUUGCAAGCCAAUUGUGUACAUGGGCUCCGGUAUCCUGAAGGAACAAAUGGCAUAUGAACCAAUCGUUGGUUCCCGGCUACCAUGGGACUGCAUCUCCUUACGAUGCUCCACUACCUUGUGGAUCAGACUUUCAGGUCGAAGGCUCCGGAUUUGGCCCCCUAAGAAAACCACCUGCCUCGGUUUGGGCACCUGGGCAGUAUCACAGCCCUCACACAUAUCAAAUGAGAUGUGUGGCGCAUAUGUAUUUAAUGCUUCCUUGUACCGAUAUCUAUGUGUUAAAAUAAAUACGAUGCUCCACUGCUAUGUGGAUCAGACCUUUAGGUCGAAGACUCCGGUUGUGGCCCCCUAAGAAAACCGCCUGCUUCGGUAUUGGCACCCGGGUAGUAUCAUAACCUUCACAGAAAUCAAAUGAGAUUUGUGUGGCCCAUGUGUAUUUGGUGUCUCAUUGUAUCGAUAUUAUAAUAAUCAUUAGUUGUCAGCGAGUACAAGACUCAACACAUUAAAUAGUACAAUCAAUUUAUAUUGAAAACAAGGUAACAAAUUUCAUACGGAAUAGUACGAUACGUGUGAAAAUACAAUUGAAAGUUGAUGAACCAAGUUUAUUUUAAAAAAAAAAAGUUUGUAAGUUAUAUUGUAACUAAUUCAAGCAGCUUAUAAAUCAUAAUUAUGACACAGGGAUGAAUGAAAUGGUGAAUGGCAUUUUAUGUUAAUAAAGUUAAAAUCAUUCGAAACCAUUAAAAAUAAAAGUUAACAAGACAAAACUAAUAAAAUGUUAACAUUAAAUUACAGUAAAAGUUGUUUCUCAUUACUAAUAAUUUCAAG